Molecule: messenger RNA, 5795 nt
Organism: Paramuricea clavata
Lineage: Eukaryota; Metazoa; Cnidaria; Anthozoa; Malacalcyonacea; Plexauridae
Source: the annotation of a GenBank genome assembly
AUGGUUCAUGAUGAUGUUGGUGAUGAUGAUGGUGGUAGUGAUGGUGAAAGUAGUGAUGGUGAAAGUGAUGAUGAUGAUGGUGGUGAUGAUGGUCGUGACAAUGGUGACGUAGCCUGCGAACAGGAUCUCAAGGUGAAAUGAGCGCCUGCAUCGAUGACUAAUGAAUUUGAAUAUCUGCGUCUCAAAUCGUGACGCGAAAUUCUCAUUGGUCAGAUGCUAUAAUUUACAUGCUGAAGCACUAUGUAUAAAAAACACAUUAACUGAUCAAAUUGGUCUUGGCCAUCUUAUCUCAAAGCACGAAAUGUUCUGUUUUGAGAAAACAGUAUUCAAAACAUUUAAACUUUUGCUUGAAUAUCUUAUAUUUCGAAAAACAGUAUAAACUGUACGGUCUAAAUUUAGUUUGCACGGUCUAAAUUUAGUUUGCAUGAAAGUUGUAAACAACACCAUAUAAGGACAGACAUUCCAUAUUUGGAAAAACGAACGUUACGGGGCAGAUAUUCAAAAUUGUAUAUCAUCAGUGGAGGCUCUCAUUUCACCUUGAGAGCCUGUUCGCAGGCUAAUGGUGAUGAUGAUGGUCUUGAUAGUUGUCAUGAUGGUGGUGGUGGUGAUGAUGAUGAGUGUUAACAAAUAUUAAUCAUUCUUCUGUGUAACAAACCUCUAUACCUACUCUCUGUAGCAGCUGCACGUCUCACGUAUUAUCAAUAUCUGACAUGUGCACUUGUGCAACUCCCUCAAAACAGCAAUACUGUUUUUUUUUAUUGUGGCAUAAAUUUAUUACUAGGACACCAAUAUGGUUCUCAUUACCUAUAUCUAAACUUAAAAAAUCAUGUGGUAUAAAUAAAUGCAUCUACCUAUUUCGUGACUGAAUAGAAUUUAUUUUGUCAAGCCAUGUAAUUAAUUUUGAAAUUGCUGUGACUUUGUGUAACCCUUCUGCGAGAAUUGAACUUAAACCCUAAAGCACCAACCCAUCCCCAACAACAAAAUUACAUCUUACUAUCAAUUUCAAUUUGUCUUUGAAAUCUGACCACCAAUGUUUAUUUGUAAAUUCGGAAUGUUUGUUGUAAAGCUCGGAAUGUAUGUUCGAUUGCAGUUCGUUUUAAAGUUGGUUCCGAUGGCGGAAGUAGGUAUAUUGAAAUUGUAUAAUGGAUACUUAGUGAAAAUCAGGCCGAGUUGAAUUUAAAUGGUGCUUAUUUCUACUCAAAAUAUGGGUCUCUAGUUACUUGUUUCUAUAUACACCUGUUGACUCUGGAUGGUCUUCAGAAGUAUCAAAUAAUGUACCUGCCAUAACAAGGGCAGAUUUCGUUUUAAGCCAAUCAGCGUGUUGACAUUUUCGCUCUCGGCCAAUCAGAAAGUUCUACAUUUAAAAACAUAAACAAAAGGAGCGAGAAAAUAUGAUCGUAAUCUAAGGCUUCCGUGAGCUACAAUAUUAACUUUUUUAUCUGAAACCGAAAGAUUCUAAUAGAAAAUACAUAUAUCUUGAAUUUUGUCGUGGGACUUUUUAAAUUUCGACACAGAUCUCGAAAUAUCGAUGUUUGAAUUACCACCAUGAUUGCGCUCUGUAGCUGCAUCAUCUAUCUAUCAAAUGGAUCAAUCUUUGAGAAAUAACGCAGUUUUCAUUGGGAAAUACCACUGUUUACAUUGUUUUUGUACCAAUUUAAACAAGCAACAGCACAGAAACACGAUUUAAUUCAAACUUAUUUUGGGCGAUGUAUUUUACUUUAGCUGGACAUUCAAAUUGGUUUUCCCCAGUGGUUUUCCCUUGCAAACGCGGUUUUUCCUUGCGGCGCAAAAAUAUAUUUUUUAUACCUUUCGAGUUUCAAAAAAAAACAGCGACACAAAUUACAACAGCGACAAAAUGCCAAAAUUUAAAAAGGAUUGCAAUAAUCCUUUACAUGAAAAUUGGUCAAAUAGUGACGAGGGGAAAGUUGUCAAUCUGCAGACCCGUGGUUUAUUGAAGGUUGCACAAUGCUUUACAGCAAUACGUGGAACAAGAAUUAGGCAAAAAAGUUCGCCAUAAAAUAAAACAUCUUUGUGCAACCUGCUUAAAAACGUGCACGAGAACGCGUUAAAUAACCAAAUUCUUUGCCAAAGAUGAUCUUGAGGAUGUGAAAAAAUAGGUACGCAGUGCGUACAUGUUGCAUGCCAUCUGAAACUUAUCAUGUGCUAUAGCGCUUACAUAAACCAUUGGUACAACUGGCGUGAAACUUAAAAUAUUGAUCAUUCAAUAAGUUUAAAAUAUCAAUAUAUUUAUUGAAAAAUAGCUAUUAUGUCAAAAUAAGAAAACUUAAGAUUCUCACGCGAGUUAGCCUACGGUGUAAACCCCAGCAGAAACACGCGCAUAGGCCAUGUUUUUAUAAGCGACCGUUAAUAGUUAGUUGCAAGCGACGGUAAUAAUAACAAUAACAAGGACAAGGUGGGUCAAGGUUUUAUCAAAUUUAUAACUAAAUAACGUUAUUUCCUUUAGAUUUAGCUUUAUUGUAACUUUUUAAACGUAUAAAAAAACGUGAUAACGGUGAAUUACUAUAAUAGAUUGAAAAUGAUUAUUAUUUAUCAUUUUGACGUUUGAGUGAUUGAAAUGAGUUAAUUUACACUAGAUCGAAUGUCAUGUUGAAUGUCAUGUUGAAUCUUAUGCGUACUUCACAAUGGUUGCUAUUUGGUUGUAUUAAAUUUCAAUAGUAUGUAUAAUACUAUUUAUAAUUCAAAUUUUGUUUGAUAUUUAUAUAUCAUGUUAUUUACAAAAUGUGCUGUAGUUUUGAAGCUUUGCACACAAUAUAAUCAGUGCGAGCACAAUGGCUCCGUUUCAGUUUGAGUAUAUAAAAGUCGAGUAUUUAACUGUAUUUUGAUAGCGUUCGCGGCUUAAAGGCUUUCACGAUAUAUAAAUAUAAACGCCCGAUAAUUGAUAAAUAAUCACUAAUCAGUGCGAGCACAACGGCUCCAAAAUAACAACAAAUAACAGAAUAUAAGAUAAGCUAAAAACAGUAAAGCUUUACCUAACUCGAUUUAUUUUUCUAAAGCGCUCAAUUAUUUAAGUUUUCGGCGAUUAAUCAAUGUUUCUUUGCGUUUCCUCGACGAAAACCCGGCAUGAAAAUGCUUGUCGGAAAAACUCUGUAUUUGUCGUAUUUUACGAAUCUGCCACGUGACUGGUACGCUCACCGACCACGACACGAAAUUUAGAGCUAUAUGAAACUGAAAGUUGCAUGCCAUAUAUGGCAUGCAACAAAAAGUAUACAGCAGAGCCAGGCAGGAAAAUUAGCCAAUAGCAAUAAAUUAUUUCAAACCUGGACAGGUUAGCUACUCAAAGGAACCCUAUAGAAUAAAGUUUGACUUUGGUACUACAUUUCAAUGGUAAAAAGCUUCGACAUUAUGGAAUAAAAGGAAUUUGUCUUCAGUGGUUUAAAGAUUAUAUACAGGAAAUAACUCAAAUUGUAAAAUAUAAACAACAUAGGUCAACUGAAAUGAAUGUUACUACAGGAGUUCCACAGGGUUCAAUUCUUGGUCCACUGCUAUUUCUUUUAUACAUCAACCACAUGGAAAGCUGUAGUAAUAGUAUACUUUCGUUCGUAUUGUACGCAGAUGAUACGAAUGCUUUCUAUUCACAUUCGUGCUUGAAAAUUGUGUAUAAUACAAUACAAAAUGAUAAUGAAAUGAAUAAAGCCCUGAUUCCACGAGCGCUUUUGUCAGCGAAAUGCGAAAUAUUUCGCCUGUUUCUUUCGAAUUGCGACCACCCGAAUAAAUUAUUUCUACUUGAUUGCUCACAAUUCAAAAGAAACAGGCGAAUUAUUUCGCAUUUCGCCGAGAAAAGCGCCCGUGGAAUCAGGCCUUAAGGUUGUGAAAUGGCUCAAUGCCAAUAAAUUAUAAAUCAAAUCAAAAUUUAAAUAAAAAAGUCUUUAUUGAAUACAGAUAAUACAAUCAAAAUGACUAAUGAUUUGGUUAAACAAGUGACGUUUGUAAAGUUUCUAGGAGUUAUAAUUGACGAAGAGUUGACAUGGAAGAACCACAUUUGCUCAGUUCUGAAAACUUGAUUAUUAAAUGUACAGGUCUGGUCGCUAAACUAAGACAUUAUACAAAUAGAAACACUUUAUUUACUACGCAUUAGCUUAUCCAUACCUCACGUACGGGAACUUUGUUUGGGGAAAUACAUAUCCCACGAGAUUGCAAAAAAUAAUGAAUGUACAAAAGAAAAUUGUUUGAUUAAUUUGUUUUAAAUCUUAUUCGGAUCAUUCUGAACCAUUAUUUUUGGACUUGAAAAUCUUGAACGUCUACAAAAUUAAUGAUUAUAUAUGUAGUAUAUUUUAUCUUUUAUUAUCAAAAUAAUUUGCCGGACUUUUAUUGUGAUUAUUUUAAACGAAAUAGUGAAUUACACAGUUAUAAUACACGUAAUUCCACCAAGUUACACGUGACUUUCAAAGAACUAAUUAUCGUAAAUAUACUGUGUUUAACAAAGGGGUCUCUAUAUUCAAUGGUCUCAAUGAAAAUAUCAAAAAUAUCAAACCGUAUUUCUCUUUUAAGAAAAAAAUAAAAUCCUAUUACUUACUAUCUGCUUAAUGCAGAUAAUGUAAAAUAAAGUCAACUUUUAUCUCCUUAUUCUUUUAAUUAUUUUUAUUAUAAGUAAACACAUGCUUUGAGGGAGAUUGCGAGGACAUUUAAUCACUAAUUUCCCUCAAAGCAUGCGUUCAGUUUGUAAAUACAUGGUAGCCGAGGCAACCGCGUGUGGUGUGUUGCCUGUUUUGAAUGCUUUUUGAUUGUCUUACGAUUGUGGUACGAACACUUUUCAUAUAUACGCACGCGCAGAAACACAUAUCCGUGUUCAUUCGUUUUAAUCAUGCGCAUAAACGGAGUUUUCUCCCACAAUUGAAAUGUUCAAGAUUGUGGAAUAAAAGCUGGCAAAGUGAUUGUUCGAAUGUGUACGGGACGGUGUCGUCAGAUACUGUCCAUAGUUGUGCCGAUGAUUUUCGAUGAGGUACAGCUCUCCAAUCAGAGGUAAUGAGGUACGCUUUUGUCUUCUAAAUAUCCCUCAUCAAGCAUGCAGGGGAAAAUUAGAGGACAAAGAAAUCCCUUGUUUUCAACUAAAUAUCCCGGUUUCCGGGGAAAUUUAGAAGACAAAAGCGUAUUCAUGGGUAAUGUCAUAUUAGUCUUUUGGACAAUGUAAUUAUUUGUUAUGAAAUUGCCUGUUACUGACUUGACUAUAUUAUAUAAACUUUUGCAAUAGCACAGUGUAAUAAUGGCAGGGAGGGUGUGUGAAUUGAAAUGAAAUAAAAAUAAGAACUACAACAAGUACCAUAUCUGUAUAUUCUGGUUUUGUUCUUGAUAUUAUUUAAUGAUCACUACAAUUACCCUCUCCUUGCAUAACUUUGAAAAUGUACUGCAAUGACUCUAUUAUGUAAUUACUAUAAAAAUAUAUAUUCUACUGUAUUAUACUAUAGUUGGUCAUUCCAGAAUGUUCGACCUUCACUGAAUACCUUGAGCCCGGUCAACAAUCAGAUGAUAAUCGAGAAGAAUCCAAUAGCCAACGUAGUGACACAGUGAUAGAAAUUCGUGAGUUUCCUGGGAGUCCACAAAAUGUAGAUCUACAAGCCCUAGAAAAAGUAACAAACAGUCAAAAAGGUGAUACAACAACGAUCUCUUUCAGUUCGCCAAGUCAAACGAUUACCAUGGAUAGCCAAGACCUUUGUCCAACUAAAGAUCUACAAACCCUAGACGAAGUAACAAACAGUCAAAAAAGUGAUAUAACAACAAUCGCCUUGAGUUCGCCAAGUCAAACGAUUACCAUCGGGACGGUGUAUUCCUCUCAGUAG